Messenger RNA from Morone saxatilis (striped sea-bass), 2028 nucleotides. Its product is annotated as metalloreductase STEAP3-like. NCBI's taxonomy places the organism in Eukaryota, Metazoa, Chordata, Actinopteri, Moronidae. The record is from RefSeq and is a predicted model, not a curated record. Gene Ontology annotation, molecular function: ferric-chelate reductase (NADPH) activity; cupric reductase (NADH) activity. The transcript is spliced from 6 exons. Gene Ontology annotation, biological process: copper ion import. Gene Ontology annotation, cellular component: endosome; plasma membrane. Bases 1 to 1269 code for a protein of 422 amino acids.
AUGGACCUGGCUCUGUGUAGAACCUGCUGGUCAAAUACAGCCAUCAGGGGUCUGUGGGACACGGUUCAUCCUCCCACCGGCCUCGACAAUGUGGUUCAGGUGGUUGUUAGUGUUUGUGACCCAUGGAAGGUGCUGGUGGACGUCAGCAACGCCACCAGGCUGAAGGGCGGGGGGCAGUCCAACGCCGAGAGGCUGGCGGAGCUCUUCCCGAAGAGCCAGGUGGUGAAGGGGUUCAACGUCGUCUCUGCGUGGGCGCUGCAGGCCGGAGCCCACGAUGGCAGCAGGCAGGUUCUGAUCUGCAGCGACUGCUCCGACUCUAAAGCCGCCGUCCUGCAGCUGACCCGCCGCCUCGGCUUCAGCCCCGUGGAUGUGGGGGGUCUGUGUGCGUCCAGGGACAUCGAGGAGGCCCCGCUCAUGCUCUUCCCCUCCUGGGGGGGCCCCAUCUUGGCCACCUUCCUCCUCUUCCUCUUCUUCUAUGGUUACAGCUUUGUGAGGCACAUCCUGCUGCCCUACCUGGAUAAAGGAGAGAACAGUUUCUACCAGCUCCCUCUGGUGACGGUCAACGAGGCGCUGCCGGCAGUCGCCCUGGUUACGCUGGCACUCGUCUACCUACCAGGUCUGCUGGCGGCGGUGCUCCAGUUGGGCCGGGGAACCAAAUACAAGAGAUUUCCUCGCUGGCUGGACUCGUGGCUGUGCGGGCGGAAGCAGCUGGGCCUGCUGAGCUUCCUGUGCGCCGCGCUUCACGCCGUGUACAGCGUGUGUCUGGCGCUGCGGAGGGCCGCGGGGUACACACUGCUGAACGCGGCGUACCGCCAGGUGAAAGCCGGCGUUGAGAACUCCUGGGUGGAGCAGCAGGUGUGGAGGUCCGACCUUUACCUGUCCUGUGGAAUUCUGGGAUUCGGAGUCCUCGCUCUGCUGGCUGUCACCUCGCUGCCCUCUGUGGGAAAUGCCCUCAACUGGAGGGAGUUCACGUUUGUUCAGUCGGGACUCGGUUACGCGGCCCUAACUCUCUCCGUCAUGCACACGUUGUUCUUCGGCUGGGACUUUGCCUUCUUCCCCUUCGCCUACCCUUAUUACCUGCCACCGGUCUACCUGCUGGCCCUCAUCCUGCCCUGCACGGUCCUGGUGGGACGGAUCUUCCUGGCUCUGCCUUGCAUCACGUGGCGGCUGGCGAAGAUCCGCAGGGGCUGGGAGAGCGCCAGACACCGACCCCCGAACAUCCAGGAGCCAGCGGAGGUGGAUCCUCCUCGCAGCUCGGGUGACGUCUGAGUGGUCGAGACAGAAAGGGAAAGAAACCUGGACAACCCAGAGGAGUCUCUGCUCUCUGUGAGAGUCUGAACUCCACCGGUCUGAGCAGCGACCCGGUCCAACAUCCUGCUGCUUUCAGUUUGUUCUGACUUUUGAAAGAAAGAUUUCUUAUUUAUUUUUAGAAAUUCUUUUUGCAAAAGUUUCACUGUGCGGACAAAUAACAACAACAAACACUGCAAUCAGAGUUUACGUCACGUUAAUGAUGCCUCAGCUGUCAGACAUUACAUUACACUGACUGGUGGAAGUUUGGUGUUAUCGAAGGCUGCAACCAACGAUUGUUUUCUAGAUUAAUCGAUUAGUUGGUUGGUCCAUAAAAUGUCAGAAAAUAUUCAGUUUACUGUCAGGACUGAAGAAAGCAGGAAAUGUUUGAACUCACAUUGGACAUUUUGUUCUUAAAGACUCAAAACAAUUAAUCAACUGAUCGAUUAAUCGACUAAUCGUCGCAGCUCUGAGACUUUAUGCACAUUUCAGCUCCACGUUUUACAGUUUGUGUGAAGAAAGAAAGAUGAGACUUUAUUUUACUGUUAUUUCUUCAUAAUGUCGACAAAGAUAUAAUAUAUAUUUGUUUCUGAUUAUACUUUAAUACUUUUACUUAAACAAUAUAUUCAAUGCAGUACUUUCCUUGUAAUGGAAUAUUUCACACUUAAACUGUUUCACCUCUAGUAGCCACUAAGAAACAUGUUGUUAUUGACUGAAAUAAAUCUGAUUCUGAGAUUUGUA